AUGAGCACGGAGCGCCGUCUCUCGCGGAGCUUCCACUCGUGCCUGAAGGGCUCCUCCACGGAGGAGGCGGUUGACGAGGACGAGAGCUGCUACCACUCGCUGGGCGGGCGGCACUCGCUGAGCCGCCAGCCCCAGGUGUACGUCGAGGACCUAUCCAACAUCAACCUGGCCGACUUCGACACAACCCAAGACGAGGUCGACGGCGUGGGCCGCACGGGCUGUCGCACCAAAACCGCGGAGUGUCUGUACCACACUGUUAUAAUAGUUGAGUCUACAUAUAACCCUAACGAG
Molecule: messenger RNA, 291 nt
Organism: Iphiclides podalirius (scarce swallowtail)
Lineage: Eukaryota; Metazoa; Arthropoda; Insecta; Lepidoptera; Papilionidae
Source: the annotation of a GenBank genome assembly